Messenger RNA from Suncus etruscus (white-toothed pygmy shrew), 1497 nucleotides. It is a transcript of the gene FOXG1, whose product is annotated as forkhead box G1. The record is from RefSeq and is a predicted model, not a curated record. Gene Ontology annotation, molecular function: DNA-binding transcription factor activity; sequence-specific double-stranded DNA binding. Gene Ontology annotation, biological process: regulation of transcription by RNA polymerase II. The coding region runs from base 1 to 1497 and encodes 498 amino acids. Lineage: Eukaryota; Metazoa; Chordata; Mammalia; Eulipotyphla; Soricidae. Gene Ontology annotation, cellular component: nucleus. The transcript has a single exon.
AUGCUGGACAUGGGAGAUAGGAAAGAGGUGAAAAUGAUCCCCAAGUCCUCCUUCAGCAUCAACAGCCUGGUGCCCGAGGCCGUGCAGAACGACAACCACCACGCCGCCAGCCACGGCCACCACAACAGCCACCACCCGCAGCACCACCACCACCAUCACCACCACCACCACCACCACCCGCCGCCGCCCGCCCCGCAGCCGCCGCCGCCGCAGCCGCAGCCCCCGCCGCCCCCGCCGCCGCCCCAGGCCGCGCAGGGCCCCCCGGCGCGGGCCGCCUCCGCAGACGACGACAAGGGCCCGCAGCAGCCGCCGCCGCUGCUGCUGCCGCCGCCGCCGCCGCCGCCGCCGCCGCCCUCCGGGGGCGCGCUGGACGCGGCCAAGGCGGACGCGCUGGGCGCCAAGGGCGAGCCGGGCGCGGGGCCCGCCGAGCUGGCGGCGGCGGCGGCCGUCGGGCCGGACGAGAAGGAGAAGGGCGCCGGCGCGGGGGAGGAGAAGAAGGGGGCGGGCGAGGGCGGCAAGGACGGGGAGGGGGGCAAGGAGGGCGACAAGAAGAACGGCAAGUACGAGAAGCCGCCCUUCAGCUACAACGCGCUCAUCAUGAUGGCCAUCCGGCAGAGCCCCGAGAAGCGCCUGACGCUCAACGGCAUCUACGAGUUCAUCAUGAAGAACUUCCCCUACUACCGCGAGAACAAGCAGGGCUGGCAGAACUCCAUCCGCCACAACCUGUCGCUCAACAAGUGCUUCGUCAAGGUGCCGCGCCACUACGACGACCCGGGCAAGGGCAACUACUGGAUGCUCGACCCGUCGAGCGACGACGUGUUCAUCGGCGGCACGACGGGCAAGCUGCGCCGCCGCUCCACCACGUCGCGGGCCAAGCUGGCCUUCAAGCGCGGCGCGCGCCUCACCUCCACCGGCCUCACCUUCAUGGACCGCGCCGGCUCGCUCUACUGGCCCAUGUCGCCCUUCCUGUCGCUGCACCACCCGCGCGCCAGCAGCACGCUCAGCUACAACGGCACCGCGUCGGCCUACCCGAGCCACCCGAUGCCCUACAGCUCGGUGCUCACGCAGAACUCGCUGGGCAACAACCACUCCUUCUCCACGGCCAACGGGCUCAGCGUGGACCGCCUGGUCAACGGCGAGAUCCCCUACGCCACGCACCACCUCACGGCCGCCGCGCUGGCCGCCUCGGUGCCCUGCGGCCUGUCGGUGCCCUGCUCCGGGACCUACUCCCUCAACCCCUGCUCCGUCAACCUGCUGGCGGGCCAGACCAGUUACUUUUUCCCCCACGUCCCGCACCCGUCCAUGACCUCGCAGAGCAGCACGUCCAUGAGCGCCCGCGCCGCCUCCUCGUCCACCUCGCCCCAGGCGCCCUCCACCCUGCCCUGCGAGUCCUUAAGACCCUCUUUGCCCAGCUUCACGACGGGACUGUCCGGGGGACUGUCCGAUUAUUUCACACAUCAGAAUCAGGGGUCUUCUUCCAACCCUUUAAUACAUUAA